GAUCCUUGCUGUGUGUAUGAUCUCCAGGACGCUCAUGAGUUCCUGACGUCGCUGCUGGAGCAGAUGAGGAGUCUGGCCCCUCGGCUGCAGGAGGCUGCAGCGUGCAUGGGCCGGCGUUACACCUGCCCCGUCGAGGACCACAUGGUGUUCAAGAUGGAGAACACCAGGACCUGCAAGAGCUGUGGGGCCAUGUCAACGAAACAGGAGGAGUUCACUAACCUGUCUCUGGACCUGGUUUCUGGAGUCUCUGUGGAAGACUUGCUCCAGGAGUACCUGAAGGAAAAGGAGUUGGAGUUCAGCUGUGAGUGCGGAGGACGGACGUCGAGUUACAGGUCGUCAUUCAGCACUCUGCCACAAGUGCUCAUCUUGCAGCUGAAGCGGUUUCGCUUCUCUCCGUCCUUCAAGCUCGAGAAGGCCGAUGACCCCGUCACGCUGCUCAGGGACCUGGUCUUGUCCUCCACACAGGGCGGCAGCUGCUACAGUCUGAUCAGCACCAUCAGCCAUGUUGGCUGCACAGAAGGAGGUUCACACGGCACGAUGAGGCCACAGACAGGUAAAGUGGCUGUGCAGCUGCUGGUGAAAAGGGAGGAGGAGACCGUCCUGUUGGUCUCUGCUGCAGAUGAUGCGCCGAAAUCACAGAGGGGGGAACUAACAACCGCGGCGGCUGCCUCCAAAAGCCGGGAUCCGAGCCUGAAGCACGUUGGCCCUUCAUCUGCAUCUCAAUGA
Molecule: messenger RNA, 726 nt
Organism: Etheostoma cragini (Arkansas darter)
Lineage: Eukaryota; Metazoa; Chordata; Actinopteri; Perciformes; Percidae
Product: ubiquitin carboxyl-terminal hydrolase 37-like
Exons: 6
Coding region: 64-726 (220 amino acids)
Biological process (GO): protein deubiquitination; G1/S transition of mitotic cell cycle
Cellular component (GO): nucleus; cytosol
Molecular function (GO): cysteine-type endopeptidase activity; cysteine-type deubiquitinase activity
Source: RefSeq, a predicted model, not a curated record